UAAGAAUGUGUCAAGUGCAAGAAUCGAGUCCAGUAAUCAAAAAGAAUCUAAUAGUACUCAUCUUUUUUCAACAAUCAACUUCAAUCGAAUGAUCGAUCCAUUCUCAACGGUUUGCCAUCGUAACAAUCAUAAAUCAAUCGUGGAUCUCAAUAACAACAAU
This is a messenger RNA of Adineta ricciae, 160 nucleotides long. The record is from the annotation of a GenBank genome assembly. Lineage: Eukaryota; Metazoa; Rotifera; Eurotatoria; Adinetida; Adinetidae.